Messenger RNA from Armigeres subalbatus, 2094 nucleotides. It is a transcript of the gene Cht2, whose product is annotated as probable chitinase 2. Gene Ontology annotation, cellular component: extracellular region. Lineage: Eukaryota; Metazoa; Arthropoda; Insecta; Diptera; Culicidae. The record is from RefSeq and is a predicted model, not a curated record. Gene Ontology annotation, molecular function: chitinase activity; chitin binding. The coding region runs from base 554 to 2002 and encodes 482 amino acids. The transcript is spliced from 5 exons. Gene Ontology annotation, biological process: carbohydrate metabolic process; chitin catabolic process.
GGGAAACGUGUGAAAGGUCUAUUUCGCGCAGCAGUGCAACGAUUACCUUCCAGCAGCGCUGGAGAAGAAACACAAGAAAUCCAUUCGCGGCGAGUGGCUAAUUGUCUUCCGCCUUCCCGUCUCCUUGCGCACCGCGCUCUCUAGUGCAGUUUCAAGCGAGGUCUCUCGCGCAAUCACGGUGCACUGGGAAGCGAAUUUUAUCGAACUUGCGCAGGGACAUUGGUGGUUUUUGCGUUAUACAAUCUUGACUUGGCGCGAUCUCCUUCCAAACGUUGCAGUCCGGUUUGCUGUUGCUGCUGCCACCACAAAACAGGCAAAGUGUUCGACUGCAUCGUUGGCAUUUCAUGUGCCAAUCCCUCCGUCGCGUUAAGGAAGAAACCUUAUACGAAAGUGGUGCAAUACUUUUACUUUCAGUAAAUCCAUUAGUGAUUCGAGGGAAGACGGUGAAUUCUAUCGAGCGGGGAAUUAAUUCCGGUAGUUGUGGCGUGUUCGAAAGCGUUAUCAGAUGUGUUGAUCGGGUUCGCUAUCAGUUUGGAACAAGUCUUCGUGAAAAAUGGAUUUUUUGGCAACGAAUCGUAGAAGUUGGUCGGUGCUGGCUGCUUUGCUGGUGCUGUUAAUCAACGGCCAUGGAGGAAACGCUGCAAGCGUAGUGACCGACCACGAUCGCGUUGUGGUAUGCUACAUAUCGACAUGGGCCGUCUACCGGAAGGGCUUGGCGUCCUACAGUUUGGAUCACUUUGACCCGAAGCUCUGCACGCACGCCAUCUACGCGUUUGCCGGUCUGGACGUGGAGCAAAAUGCCAUGAAAUCGCUCGAUCCAUGGCAAGACUUGAAAGAUAAUUAUGGCAAGGGUGGCUAUGAGAAAUUGGUCGGCAUGCGCAGCGCCAAUCCCCAUCUGAAGGUGCUGAUUGCCAUCGGUGGCUGGAACGAGGGCUCGGAGAGGUACUCCAAUAUGGCGGCCAAUCCGGAACGACGUCAGGCAUUCGUCAAGAAUGCGCUCGAAUUCGUAAAACGCUACGGAUUUGACGGACUCGACCUGGACUGGGAAUACCCCACGCAGCGCGGUGGCAAACCUUACGAUCGAGAGAAUUUCGUAUCACUGGUCAAGGAACUGAGUCAACUGUUCAAGAGGAACAAUCUGCUGUUGACGUCGGCCAUCGGGGCCGGAAAGGACACGAUAGAUGCCGCCUACGACAUUAAAAACCUAUCUAAGUACCUGGACCUCCUACAUAUCAUGUGCUACGACUACAACGGAAGCUGGAAUCGAAAAAUCGGCCCCAACGCACCUUUGCAGAGCCGCGACGUUUUAAACGUGGAGUUCACGAUUGAGCAUUUAUUGGCCUUGGGAGCACCUUCCAAUAAGAUCGUAAUGGGCCUUCCAUUCUACGGGCGAACCUUUGUAACUGAAUCGCAACGCGCCAGAAUUGGUGAUGAGUCGGAUGACAAGGGCUUUGCAGGACCAUCCACCAACGAAAAUGGUUUCAUGGGGUACAACGAAAUCUGCGAAGCUCUGAAGGCCAACCCUGAUGGUUGGACUGUGUCAUGGGACGCAGAAGCUUCUGAAGCGAUUGCAACCAUGCCAGACGGCGAUAAGACGAAGGUGGUGAUUUACGACAACACGCGCUCCAUGGCCAACAAGGUGCGCUAUGCCGUAAGACAGAAUCUGGGCGGAUUGAUGAUCUGGUCGGUUGAUACGGACGAUUUUAAUGGAGUGUGCGAUCCGGAGAAGAAAACAUUCGCCGACUUUGGAGAUCAGGAUAAAAUCAAACUGAAUAUCCCGCCUCCAGUUCAGGAGAAAUACAAACUGCUAAGAACGGUCAACGAUGCGAUCGUGGUGGCCAUCGAUGAGCUGAACCAGGAGAACGAGAUAUCCAAUGUGCCGGACGAUGCGGACGAGUCGAAUCAGAACGCACCGCAAAGUGGGGGGUGCAGUGCGGAAGUAUUCAGUUUUGGAGUAUGUUUGCUUAGUUCUAUGGUGGCCUUACUUCUAAGGAGGUCUUAGUAGGAACGAAAAGUUAUCAUCAAGAUGGCAGGAGAUGUAAAUUUGUGUAAUAUUUAAGUUGGAAACUUGUAAAUAAAACCGAUUAAAACAUU